GACGAGGACAUCCAUGUUGCGAGGGGGGAGAGCGAUUUGUGUGGCCAGAGGGAGCGCCUUAAGUUAAGACUAAGAGCACCCAAGUUAAUCACUGAGAUUUGAGGAGGUUAAGGCGACUACUUAUAAACCCUAAUCAAAACCCCCAACCCUAAGCCUCGUUUGCUCUGAAUCGUCUUCCUUUUGGAUUGUCCCGUUGCUAAGUAUAUCACUCAAACAAUCUGAUUUCGAAAUUUCUGAGUAAAGAUGGCUCCUGUUUGUCAAACUUGUGGUGACAUUGGUUUUGAAGAAGCACUAGUUUUUUGUGACUCUUAUAAGAUUGAGGGUAUACACCGUUAUUGUGUGGGCAUAACACCGGCUCCUUUUACGGAAUACAUAACUUGGAUAUGCGAGGACUGUUAUGAGAGUGAAAUUGAGUCUGAUAGCAUAGAAGUUGACCAGACUGCUAAGCUUACACAUAUAUUGAAGAAGUGUGACAGAAAAAGGAAGAAGAAGAAGAGAAAAGGAAGCAGCAAUCACACCUGCCCAGUUUUAGCUGAGGACCAUGGGCUCCAGGAUGCUACCAAUGUUGAACCUAUGGAGGUGUCUUCUUCACCAAUUAAAGAAACAGUGGAGUCUAACUCUGGUACAGACCAUAACGCUGGUACCAGCAAAAGGACUGACAUCAGCUUAAUUGUAAGUCUUCUUCCGAUCUGUUUUGUCAAUUUCUAGGGGUUGAUGUCUGUAAAAGGAAAGAACAGCUAUAGCUUUGAUGGGAUUGCUGCUCAUCUAUCAAGCUUAGCCUGCCCUAUAGUUCAUGAAAAGGCAAGCUCGUUAUGGGGCUGCCUCUCUGCUGAAAUGUUUCCCAGGAUGGAAAUAUGGCCAAAAACCUUUCUGAAGAAUGGAGGACCUAAGGACGAUAGUGUUGCUCUUUUUUUCUUCCCUAGUUCCCUUCCAGUCAAAGUAAUGAUGAAAAGACUUUCUAUUCCCUUGUUGGUGAAAUGGAGAAGAAUGAUUUGGCGAUGAGAUGCCUGCUUGAUGAUGCAGAACUGCUACUUUUCACCUCUUUUAUGUUACCAGUGGAUUUUUGGUCUUUUAACUCAAAGGACUACCUGUGGGGUGUCUUCAAGCCCAGACGUACUCCUCCACAUUAGUCACUAGACUCGCUACCUUUAAGAGUCUUUGCAUUUGAGCAAGGUUAACAAACAGAUGAGAAAGCUUGGUGGUGUAAUUGUUGAUAGUUAGCCAGACUCUGUACAGAAUCUACUUGAGUUGGCAUCCUUAAUAGCAUAUCUUUGUCUCUUUUUGGUGGUUUUGUGCGACCGAUUAGUCAAAUGAGUGGUAACUUUGAGAUCGUCCUGAUUGUCGAACUUGAUAUUGAUAUAGUACCUUCCUAGACAGUAACCUAGUCUGAGAAAA
This is a messenger RNA of Camelina sativa (false flax), 1395 nucleotides long. RefSeq names its product PHD finger-containing protein 1-like. NCBI's taxonomy places the organism in Eukaryota, Viridiplantae, Streptophyta, Magnoliopsida, Brassicales, Brassicaceae. Gene Ontology annotation, biological process: negative regulation of transcription elongation by RNA polymerase II. Gene Ontology annotation, molecular function: histone reader activity. The record is from RefSeq and is a predicted model, not a curated record.